AUGCUCAGUUCGGUGUCAGUCUCCUCUUUCAAAGGACGCAAGGGUGGGAACAAGUCGCCCAACAAAGCAUGUUACAGUGCAGACAUGACUUGUCCGCCAGACAGCGAGAAAAUCGUAAUAAACUGCGGAGGGGUGCGACACGAGACUUACCGCAGCACCCUCAAAACUUUGCCCGGUACCCGCUUAUCUUGGCUUACCGAUCCGGACGCGUUUAGCAACUUCGACUAUGACCCCAAAAUCGACGAGUUCUUCUUCGACCGCCACCCCGGCACAUUCACAUUCAUCCUCAACUACUACCGCACCGGCAAGCUUCACUGUCCCAACGAUGUGUGUGGGCCAUUGUUCGAGGAGGAGCUCGCCUUCUGGGGCAUCGACGAGACGGACGUGGAGGCGUGCUGCUGGAUGAACUACCGUCAACACAGGGAUGCCGAAGAGGCGCUGGACAGCUUCGAGCAGCCCGAGCCAGAGGAGCCGGAAGACGACCUGGAGCUGACUGCGGACGGAGAGCUCAAGAGGCUGUGCCUGCAUGAAGACGGGCGCAAGAGGAGCUGGUGGAGUGUGUGGCAACCCUAUUUCUGGAAUCUUUUUGAGGAUCCAUAUUCUUCCAAGAAUGCCAAGUACUGUGCGUUCCUCUCCCUUCUGUUCAUCCUCAUCUCCAUCACCACCUUCUGCCUGGAGACGCACGAGGCCUUCAACACCAUCUACAACAAAACAGAGAACGUGACGGUGGACAAUGUGACGCGCCAGGAGAUCGUCUACGAGGUGGUGACCGACGGCUGGCUCACCUAUGUGGAGGGAACGUGCGUCAUCUGGUUCACCAUCGAGGUCAUGAUGCGCGUGAUCUUCUGCCCCUGCAAGAAGGAGUUCUUCAGUAGCACCCUCAAUAUCAUUGACUUUAUUGCCAUCAUGCCCUUCUACCUGGAGGUGGCGCUGAGCGGCCUGGAUUCCAAAGCCGCCAAAGACGUGUUGGGCUUCCUGCGAGUGGUGCGCUUCGUCAGGAUCCUGCGUAUCUUCAAGUUGACUCGUCACUUCGUGGGCCUGCGGGUGCUGGGCCACACGCUCCGUGCCAGUACCAACGAGUUCCUCCUCCUCAUCAUCUUCCUCGCCCUCGGAGUGCUCAUCUUCGCCACCAUGAUCUACUACGCCGAGCGCAUCGGCGCCGACCCUGACGACCCUACGGCCGCCAAACACACAAACUUCAAGAACAUCCCCAUUGGCUUCUGGUGGGCCGUGGUCACCAUGACCACUCUGGGCUACGGGGACAUGUACCCCGAGACGUGGUCGGGGAUGCUGGUGGGCGCGCUGUGCGCCCUGGCGGGGGUGCUGACCAUCGCCAUGCCUGUGCCCGUCAUCGUCAACAACUUUGGCAUGUACUACUCACUGGCCAUGGCCAAGCAGAAGCUGCCCAAGAGGAAGGGCAAGCACAUCCCUCGGCCCACCAUGCCGGGCUCGCCCAACUACUGCAAGCCAGACGCCCUGGCCAUGGCCACCGCCGGGCCGGGUAUGGUGAGCUCAGGCAGCCUGGGGGGAGGGGACUGCCCUCUGGCCCAGGAGGAGAUCAUCGAGAUCAACAGGACAGAUUCCAAGCAGAAUGGCGACGCAGCCAAUGCAGCCCUGGCUAACGAGGACUGCCCCACCAUAGACAUGGUGCUUGGGGAGGAGAGGAGUCCUGCUGCUGGGGGUCUGGGCACCGGCGGCAGCCGUGAGCGCUAUCCCCAUGACCGCGCCUGCUUCCUCCUCAGUACCGGAGAGUUCCGUGCUACAGACGGCAACGUGAGGAAAGCGACAGGCUAUGAGAAGUCUCGCAGCCUCAAUAACAUUUCGGGCAUGUCAGGAGCCCCCAUGCGCCUCACCCCCAUCACCAACCCUUUCGAGCCCCCGGGAACCAACCUCCGCCGCUGUCACUCCCCCAUCCCCUCCAUUUUGUAGCGUCAUGAUGUGGAGAAGCAAGCCAACAAGUCAACUACAGAAGGAGCAUCAGGAAAGAGAGACAUACCAACACCACUGUAAUCCUAGUGCUCCCAUUUAUAUUAGUCCAAUAGUGAUAAUGAUAAUGAGCUGUAGGGGGUGCCAUUUAGCCACAUGUAAUAAUGCUCUAUAUUGAAAGCCAGGUAGAGGGGGACAUGCAGUGUAUAAGAGACUUAGAAUGAAGAGAAAAAAUAUCCACUAUGACUACAUGCACUUUCCCACCACAUGCGAUGUGCAAUAUGUUAAGCCGAAGCAAAAAUGUUAAGAGGUAUUCAGCGUUAGUCUACAGCAAUCUAACGCCUGUUGGAGCAAUGAGAACACACAUCACCACACACACAUACACUCUCCCUCGCUCUCUCUCUCUCAUACACACACACACGUAUACUCUCACACACUUGCCUUAUUAACAGGGAUUGAGUGUAGGUUAGUGAUUUGGACUGAUAAAUAAUGUAGUGAGCUACAAUAGCAGGCCUCCCUGUAUUAUAGUAAAUGUGUGCUGUUCUUGCACUCCGUAUUGCCACUAAUCCUAAAGAGCUCCUUAGUCAAAUGAGACUUGUUCUGAUACUCUACACCCCCACACGACAUCAAGCCUCAACAGCAAACCCAUCCACUCACUCACACACACGCAUCGCUUGUAUUUGGGAUGAGGAACACACUUACAGUAACUAACACCAACAAAAUAUCGAAUAUAUAUUAAAAUGCAUGCAUUUGUUUUUUUUGAAGAAGAAAAAAAAAUCGCACAAAGAAAUUCUUAUAUUUAACAGAAAAUCUUUGAAAAGAAAAAGAGGCAAGCCCAAAGUAAGAAAAUUAUUUUUUAGUAGCACCCAUAAAACAAGCCAUGUACUGGUUAGUGUAGAUCUCCCAGGGGAGAUGACUCAAUGGACCGUUAAAUGUGUUUCCGUGUGCUGAAAGUAGACUGUAUCACACACACAGGCACACACAUACACACACUUAUAGAGACUCACGACCGAUCAAACAGCAAUGUAUCAUUUUAAAAGCUGGGGGUGCUAGAGAGUUGUACUAUACUAGCAUUCAUUCACUACUACAGUUAUUAUCAUUAUCAUUAUUGAUGUUAUCAGUGCCAUGUAGAGAGCUGGAGAGAACGCAAAGCGUUCUGGGGCUUUUGUGCAAUACACAGACUCUGAUGAAAGCCUGAACAACGGCCAUCAAUGUUUUAAAGAAGAUAUUCCGAAUAGCAUCCUAACCCACAGAGAGGGAGGACAUAACAAACUAUUUUUAUAAUGGUUUUGAGGAUUAAAGGGCAGAAGGGAUGGAUUCUCUCUUCUUUCUCUAGGGGGCGGGGUUAGGUGUGGUAGAGAAGAUGGGGUGGGGGUGGAACUCUCAUUCCCAUUGGUCGGGAGCAGUGAAAGGGGCCAUCGAAGCAGGGAUCGGUAUUUCUCAUCAUUGACCAUAUACCGGCCCUACCCGCCCUCCCUGCCCUCUUGUAUGCAGGUGCAUGAAAUGAAGCUUCUUUCUCUUUUUCUAAAUAUGGCUCCUCAGAAAUCAAAUCUGUACACAUAUCAAACUAUACCUUUCAGUCUGCACAUGUCAGUGUCAGGAGGGUGUGGCUAUAAUCAGAAGUGGCUUCGGGUUACCCGUUAGACAAGAGAUCAAUUUCGGUCUUUUUCCAUCUUCAUCAUCGAUCUCCCUUCACUUCCUCAAUCCUUUGUUGUCUUCCUGUAUCGAGCAUUUCACCACAUCGCCACACUCACAAUGACUCCUAUGAUUUGAGUGUAGUGAUUUUUUUUUCAGUUUUCUUUUUCUCUUUUGUCCUUUUUGACCCCCCCCACCCCCACCCCCCCCACCCCCCACCUCUCCCGGUCCUGGCUGCUGAACCAUCGCUCCUCACAAUAAAAGAGGGCACCGUGAAUGGAGGAUGGACUGACAGCGCUUGGUAGAAGAACAGAACGAAACAAUGAUCAAAUUAACAAAAAAGGCAACAUACAUAUAUAGAAAUAUGCAAUGUAUAGAAAUAUAUUUGUAUCUAUGUAUAGUUAAUCCUAUGGAGAUAUGCUGUAUAUCUGUGGCGUACAUGGGACUUGUGUGGCUUUGAGCACACAGACAUGCAUCUACCUUUGGUCCAAGAUGCAAGAGUGCCAAUUUAUCAGAAGGGAGGGGGGGGGGGGGGGGGGUGUUGAAGGAGGACAAAUGUUUUCCCUCCAUACCAGACAUCAGAAAAAAAGAGACCAAAACUUCCUAAAAUCCCAAUUUCUUUUGACAUUUUGUUGAAAUCUAGAAGAUGACGAGGUUAUAGUGACAAUGUUUUAAAAAAUAUAUAUAUAUCUUGAUAUACCCAAUGUCGAUAUUUUAAUUAUUGUCACUCUUAUGGAUUGUAUAUUUUCAUUUUAGUGGUUGAUUUACAGAAAUGUUUAUUUUUGUAUUUUCCGAUGUUACUGUCGAUUUUAUUAUUGAUAUUUAUUGGCAUAGAAUGUUGCCGCCUAUUAAGGUAAUGCGUAUGUCUCUAACUGUUCGUAUCCAGUUCAGUUGCUUGAAAUGUGUCUGUUUGAUUUGACGUGAUUUUUUUUUUUGGGGGGGGGGGUUUGACCUUCCCAUCUCUCCCCGUCCUCAUUUCUCACUCUGCCACCUGCUCCUCUCUCGCUAGAGACAGAGGGUUGUGUAAGGACUGAAGGUGAAAUCUUUUCACAUUUCGUAGAAAUGGCAUUCUCUAUGACUCACAUUAACAUUAGCCUUAUACAGGUGUGGACUGUAUACACUCUAGAUAGUGUUAAGCUAAAAAAGCUAUUAGGGCAACCUCGCUCAGCGAUCGAAGCAAAAAAAAUACAAUUAGACAAAACCCUUAGAUAAUUCAAAGCUCCGGACUCGUUCGGUUGAGAACUGUGUCCUCUACAGGCUCAAGUGAUGCUGUGAGUAGGUUUGACGUUUUAUUAGUAUAAAAUAUGAACUGUUGUUGUGAGUCACGUGACAUAACUCCAUAUCUGCAUUUCAUAUCUGCACAUAUCCAAUAGUAGCCCGAGUGCCAGCUGAUUUGUGCUCUAUUACCAAGUCCUUGUCACUCAUUGUCACAUCAAACAUGUCAUGUUUAGCUUGCCAAUGACAUAGGAGUUGGCUAGACAGCACAAACAGAUCUGGGACCAUGCUAAUUCAAUAGUAGUGGGUGAGAAAUCCGAAAAGCCUUCAUCUGUGUAGUUUGAGGUGGGAGUGACAGGGAGGGUGAAAGCUUGACCUAUAACUAUGGUUGGGGUGGACUCCAUUUUGAUUGCAGUCAAUUCAGGAGAUGCAUUGAAUCUCAAUUCAUUCAUUGAAAAUCGGUUGUUAUAUUAAAUGUCGGAUUUGUUUCAAUGAAUGGUUUGGAUUUUUAUUCACCUCCAGAGUUGAUAUAAUAUAAAUGGAAUUCACCCCAACUUGCACUAGUACUCUACACCCAGAGUAAUAUAUAUGAUAAUAUAGUUAUAUAUGGUAGUACACACAGAUAUAUUCCCUAUACAUGGUUUUGUUGACACCCAGACACCAGUCUACAAACUACCAAAUCUAUUUUUUCUAAUUGUCUCUCUUCAUCCCUACAUCCCUCCCUUCCUCCCCCGUCUUCUCCUUUGAUCUAGUGCUUUGGGAUUUUGUUCUUGUAUUAUAGAAAUUCUUCUUAUACCUGUUAUUGGUCCAAAUGUUCUGUACAGUUGUAAAGUUUUGACUUAUUUCAGUCUUCAUGGGGUUUCCAUUGCAAGCAAUAAGGGAUUGAUAUGUCUAUAUCCAUUAUCAAGGAAAUGUGAUUUGAGAAGACAUCAGAUUUGAUCAUAAGCUUAAUGAAUGUGUAUAUAUUUACUGUAUAUAUUAAGUGCAUAUGAAUGUGUAUAUUUCUAUACACAUAACAUAUAGACUAACAGCAUGCUAUUAGGGAAAAAAGCACUCGCCCCUCACAGUUUUGCCUGAGAAGAGUUGGGCUUAUAUAUGCAUGCUAAGAUGUUCUAGGGUGGAAGAGACCAUUGGUACCCUAAUGGGGAGGGGGUUUGGGAAAGUUUUAUUUUUUAAGGAUUCGGAAGGGUAACCAGUGGUCUUGUGUAGCCGCUCUGUUAUUUCUUAUAGACCUUACUAGACUAACUGGUAACAAUAAUUACUUUAUGAUUUAUCAUUUUUGUUAUCUUUUUACAGAGAACUAUUCUGAGAGCUCAGUGCUUCUCAGGUAUAUGCAAAAAGAAGCAGUAACUGUGAAUUAAUACUAGAGAAAGAAAUCGACGACUUCCUUUUUCCAUGUUAAUCAGAACACGUCCUCAAACCUCCCUUUCCCUCGGUGAAAACCACAUCGGCCAAAGCCCACCCAAACCUUACCGACUUUUCUACACACUUCCUCUCCUCUCUGUUCUCCCUCUCUCUUGUUCCAUCAAUCCAUCCUGUUCUGUCUUGUCCCUCUCUUGCUUGAAAUAUCCUGAGAUACAGUACAUACCCAACAUUUUAUGGGUUUAACGUUUGAAACGAUACGAUAACCUCCACUAUGUGGAGGGAAAGCUCACACAACUUUUGCAUUAUUAGUGACAUUUUUUGUUGUUGAUAAACUAAUAACCUGUAACCUGGGAUAUAAUGUGCAUUACUUCGUUUCGCUACACCUUGUGGUUACAUAUUAGGACAGUUAUUGAGUCAUAGCAAAUAGAAAAACUAACCUUGACUGUCACGAACAAUCUACAAAUAGACUAUACUUGCCCUCUGGUGGUAGAAUUCACACGUAACCAACCGUAGGCUACAGACAUGGAUGACUCAUUGUUGAGCAAAAAUGCUUAUGCUACUUCCUUGUGCAUCCUGCACAUUCUUUAAACUUAGGUCGCAUCUGAAAUGGCACCCUAGUCCCUAUACCGUGCACUACUUUUGACCAGAGCCCUAUUAUAGGGAAUAGGAAUAUUCAAUACCCACUGGGCACAACGUGGAAUAGACAUUGAAUUAACAUCUGUUAACAUCAACGGGUAGUGAAUCCCCCCCCCCCCCCCCCCCCCCCCCCCCCCAUUGUCACUGGGACAGGAGGGUGCUGCUCUUUGACAAGCAGUAGGAGGUGAGCAUGUGACAUUCUAGAAUGGAUCAGUAGAGGUUGUUGUGAUAGGUGGUUAUUUUGCUCAUUUUUGAUGGUUUAGUUAGUGGGUUCAGUUAGUUGAGUGAUGUUCAGGUCUGUGUAUCAUAGCAUAUUUUUGUUCAAUCAUUGCUUCAGACACUUUUUUUUUAACCAAUCCUAAGAAAGGAGAAGGACUUUUAAGAUGCUGAAAUGGAGGAUGUUUUGUAGUCUAGCCAACAACUGACGUAGAAAUUAAUUGAAUAAUAUCAUCAGUGCAAUGUUUUUUUUGACGACACCUCUGUCUUCCCCCUUUUCCACGUUUCCCCUUCCGCUCUCUUCAUCAGUCUCCCUCCGUUCACAACUCAGGUAUAUCUCUCUCUGUGUUGCUUUAAAUCAGUGCUUCCAGACGUAAUGUCUAUCAGAGCCGAACAGAGAGAAGGUUUGAAAUGUUUUGCUUCCUCUCUACUGUAUGUAUGGACUUGUAAAUAUUGUAUGUGUCCUGUGUUCUCAUCCCAGCUCACCUAUGUACCCUGUUAUGUGAUUCUGAGGUUGUUUGGUCCCUCCACUCUCCUCUCUCUCUCCGACACACACGUUUCACCCCAUCUCAACCUAUCCACUUUCUCCUAUCAUUUUUUUGUAUUGGUAUUUUGAGAUGUGCUAUCUCUACUGCUUCCAUUACAAAACCCAAAACUGAAACAACAGACUUUGGGGAAAUUAAAAGUCCCAUAAAUGUUAAAGUUUCAUCUCCCCUAAAAGUGGAUUACAAACGUCUCCCCAGGAUAGGAGUGGACAGAAAAAAAGGACAGAAAGACUGUCAGAUGUUACAUAUAAUGUUUGUUUUUUUGGGGGGGGGGGAGUAGGAACUGUAUAUUUAAAAAAAGGAUUGUCAUCAAAUGAAGAACCAUGAAAUGGAGGACAAUUUGGGGAAGAAAGAAAAAAACUAAAUGAGAGGAGGAAGUAAGCUGAUCACUUCUCAGUUGUUGAGUUUCUAAAAUUCCCCUUCCUGUCCAAGAAGAGGAACAACCAUAGGACACAAUUCACCCAGAGCUCCCUACUGGAUUCACUGUGGGCUGGAGGAAUACGUAACCGGAGAGAGAGAGAGAGAGAGAGAGAGAGGGAGAGAAAAUAGGAGAGAGAGCGAGAGAAAGAAAGAGAACUGAAGGUGAUGGUGAUAAUGGGCGGAUGAUAGAGGACAACGAGAGUCAAAGAGAUUGUUCAUCCCUCCGCACCAGAAGCAUCCUUCGUUCCUGUGGACUCCUCAAUCAGCACCAUGCUGUAGAAAACAAACUCCAGACCAACAUAACAGACUGAAACACAUACCUUAUGUCAGCAUACUUUACCGUGUCUUAUUAUACUAAGUUUAUUGACAUUGAAAUCCCAGACAAAUUAUAAAAGAAACAAACAAUAGAACAGAAUGCCCCUAGGAAAGAGCCAAAGAGUUAUGGGACAGUAGGACAUUGUUCCACAACUUGGUUGUCAUCCUACUGUAUCAUAGGCAAUGCAUGCUCUUAACCACUGUCAAAUGUUCCCUUAGACAAAUGACAUGUUACUGGCUCUCAGAUACAGUAUAUUCAAUUGUUUUUAAAUCUUCCUAUUUGGUACUUCAAAGAUCGGACAUACAGUACGGUAGGCAACAUAAACAAACUGCUGCAGUGGUCUGAGAUUACUCAACACAGUCAGUGUGGAUGUGACUACAGAAAAGGCGAGCCAGGUGCUAGCCAAUGGCAAAAUACAUUGAAAUAACAGUCAUUUUACUGCUUUGCAGCCAAACACUAUGCAAAGCUAGGAGGCCGAAUGACCAUUGCGUCCAGUGACUCCUGAGUCGGCCCACUAUGGUGACGCUACCUGCUUAUGUAAAGUCAGUCACAGCUGUUGGACUGUUUUCAGUGAUUGACAGCCCUUCUCUUACCCUCUCACAAGAGACACACUUCAGAAGAUACUGAAUGAUGGACCACAAUAGUAGAGCUACCAGUUAUAUAGUAUACCAGGCCAUUGGUCAUUUCAUAGAAACCUGCACAUAGGUCUGACAUACGAUACACUCCCUGACUGACUGAUGCUGACUCGUGUUGCAUGAGAGAGGGUGUCGGCUGACCCUAACAGACCUACUCAUCGACCACUUUGAAGGAUUUGGGCCUAAAGAAAACCAGAGUGUGUGCACUGGAGAGUUGAGGAGGACGCCAAAGGAGAGAGACACUGGAAGCAUGACCGCAAUGCGUAUGCCAAGAACGCCAGCGACUGCUGGGAAAACGAGGACAUACGUUGCCCUCUCUUUCUCGCUCUCAAUCGCUCCCUCUCUUUAUCUCCAACCCUCUGCAUCUCAGCAUUGCUGCUCCUCCUCCGUAGCAAACUGCAUGGCAUGAUCGAAAAAAAAACCUGAGGAACGAAACGUAGAGAACAAAAAGGAUGGAGAGAGAGACCAGAGAGACUUUAUUUUUUAAACCAAACAAUCAUAGUCACAUCAACCUUUUUCAAAAAGAUCCAAUUGGUAACUAUUUGCAAGUGUCGAGAUAACAAACGGUCAACUGCACGUUGAGAGAGUGGCUUACUGUAAAGGUCUUUCUCCUUUCUGUAGAAAGGAUGAAGGUCAAAGAGCACUGCACCCCUGGGGGGGGGGGGGGGAAUCACAAGGAAGUGCGAGAAAAGAGCGGGAAGAGAGUGAACUUUGAUAAACAAUUCCGGGAAAAAAGUGAAAAUGCAUUUUUAUUACUUUGUUUACCAGCAUGACUAUUCUGCAUGAGUAUACUUCUGCAAGCCCUAACCCCACCCCCCCUCCCUAAAAAAGAGGGGUAGGAAUUGAAAAAAAUGUACAAAAUCGAGACGAAACAAAAAAUAUUUAUGUUAUAUGCAACUCAUUUUAAAAAAGAGCAGGAUUAUAUUAAAAAAAAAUCUAUAUUUUGUUUUGGGAUAAAAAAAAGGAAUAACGAAAAAAAUAUAUAGGAUUGCAAGAUACACAUUGAACAAUGUUGUCUUGGACAAAUAAGAUAAACACACACCACAAAAUCUACCAGAGAUGAACUGUGCGAGGAACUUCCCCUGAUACUACAACUACUCUACUACUACUUUGAUGACAACUCUUCUCCCUCUCUGCUACUUCUUCUUCUACUGCUCUCACUCUCUGGUCCUACCGCCCUGAUUGCGCCCCCUGCUGCCAAUUCACUGUCUUCCACCCCACUGUCCAUCCAGGUCCCCUCUCCACUGUCUUGUCUGCAUAACUCUGUUUAGUUGGACUGUGCUCAGAUCCAGUGGGUCAUAAUUACUAGGAUCCAAACGGGCCGGGAACGGACUAUACCUACACUUGUCUAACAAGUUUUCCGCUGCAAACCUGUUUGCUACGGUGUGCACCAAUGAAUACGACCAUGUUGGACUCGGUUUUUUUGUUCUUUCAGUCUCGUGCUCAAGGUGGGAGAUGGCAGCUUCACCACGGGACGCGGUUGUAGACUCUAUAAGGUCUCGGCUAACUAAAGCAGUUUAGCGAUACCUAGCAGAGAUUAAACCUCACCCCGUCCCCAGGCUAAAAAACCCACUGCUCAUUGGGAGAAAGUAUCUGAUCUGGUGAACGAGAUUAGCGAUGACCUAACACACAACAAAUAACAUGGAUUGGAUUGUGUAACCCAAUAAUACUGUAGCUCUGACCCUGUACUGUAGCUAGCACCUGUAGCACUGCGCUGACUGGCCAUAGAUAGCGCCAUAUUAGCUCAGCCCUGAUAUUGUAGCUAUACAAUGCGUAGCUUUGUGCUGCUAUGACAUAAUGUACUGUAGGCAUAUCUCCCUGAUUAUGGGGAUGGUGUAUAACAUGUCGUUGUGGCAUUUAACCCCCAACUGCUGCUGGUGCCCCCGGCGUUGGUGAAGCAGCCAUCUUUGCUCCAUUUCCCAGGUGAGGAUAGCAUAUUGGCCAGGAAAACUGCUGUUCAAAGAUGCGUGAAGGGAACGCCAAAACUGUCUUAUCUAUUCUAUUCUGUCAUAAUGAGCUUUGUUUGCGUUUCUGUUGAUGAACAAAAGCUCUCGUUGACCUUCCACUACCCCUGCCUGUUUCGCAGUAUGGCUGUAUGCAUCGCACCUGGGGGGGGGGGGGUCAAAUACAAUUUGGGUCACAUUCAUUUGCAUAUUGCUCGUUUUAGAUUUUUGUCUCAAAUGAGUGUUAACUUGUGUUCACUUCCCAAAACUGUUCCUUUGUUUUUGUUUCUUUAUUUGUUAUUAGGCAAUGAUGAUGAUUUUGAUGAUGUUCCAGAGAGGCUGGGGGCUAACUACUGAGAACUGAGCAACUAACUAUGCAAGAGUUUGACUGUAGCAUACGAUUAACUUCAGUGUUUCAUUGUGCCAAAGGAGUUCAGUGUGUUGGGUCUGUUUGUCUGUUGUGUGGGAGGGCAAGAAUGGGGUAGGGUAAGGAUGGAAAAAGGAGGCAGCUACUAUAUCUAGCAUGGUGCAUUGUUUACUGAAAUGAGUGGGGGUUAAAGUAAUUAGAAUAGGGGCCCCCCUGAAGAUCUCUGGAGUUUGCUACUCAGGAUAUGUCCCUGUACUCACAGUUUUCAUUUGAUACACUGGAUCUCUGUCAUUUAUCACCUUAUGUCUGAUUCCUCCCCCUUUUCCUUCUCAACCCCAUUCCUUUCACAUUCAUUCCUUCUCAACACCUGCCUACUCCUUCUCUCACUCUCUCCCUUUCCAAAAAAGUUUAUUAUGGCACGAUGUAAUGAUUUGAAAUGAUAGAGAUAAGUAACCAUAGAUUAUGGAAGGACGCAUCACUACUAGACAUUUCAUUCUGAAGAUGGAAAUGAUUGUUUGUGAGGUAGAGAAGGAGAGGGAUCGGGUGCAAGGUGGAUGGGAAGAAGAGGAGAUGGGCACAACUGGCUUAGAUACAGAUAAAGACAAGAGGUGAAUGGAUCAUACCCCUCCCCCCCAUCAACCUUCUGGUAGCACACCCCACACAGACACGUUAAAUGGAAAUGUAGACGUUCCAUUUAAAAUGUCGGGGGGGGGGGGGUCUAGUGUCAGAGCAAUAAUUUGUUCCAAACCCUCGAUUUUGUGGGGGAGUCCAAUGCCAUUUACCUAUACUUACUGUCAAAGCAAGCUUACCACCUGUAAAAAAGAAAAGAAAAAAAGGAACCUGUUAAAUACUUUAUUCUGUAUUGUUUUCAUCUUGAUUUUAAAGCAUGCAUACACAUCUAGUCUCUCUGAGUUUUGGGAUGGGUUUUCACAAAACAGGUGGUGAAUAUACUGUGAAUAACCGCCAUCUUGUGUGAAUGACUGUACUACCACUGUGUCAGUAGGAAUGUGUGUGUGUGUGCUACCAGAAGACACGUUGUUCAGGUGGGGGUGUGUGUGAUCCUCCUCCACGCCCACUUGAGAGGAUUGAUAGCUCAACACUUGCAUAACUUUACUUGAAACCCAAAUACAAAACAUAUCAAGAAAGGAGCAGAGUAAAGCCAGAAACCCCACUGUCAUAUAUUCUUUCCCAGUCUUUCCUCCCUCUCAUCCCCCUCUCUUUCUCUCCCUCCUCCACACAUUUUUGAGGAAGAAGCUCUUUUUGCAUCCUUGUUCUUGUGUUUUUCUAACAUAUUGUUUGAAGUUGAAUUCUAAUGCAUGCGCGGGAGAGAAAAAAAAAGACGACUUAACUUAUUUGUGAAUGGCCAGAAUGAAGUAACUCUCUUUUCGCCGGCAAUCUCUGUCUUCCUCUUUCAGUCAGUGGUGAGAUGAUGGGGGGGAAUAUGCAAACUGAAACACUCUUUAAAAAAAAAAAGUCUAUAUCACUGUUUUAUGUUCAUUUUUUUGUUGUCAUAUUUUUUGUUUACUGCAGUGUGUGUGGCUUGACUGAAUUGGUAGAAAUACACUGGCUAUCUUUCUAUGUGUAUUGCGCUUGGAAGGAAAGGGAGGUGAAAUAGGCUCAGUUUCAUGAGUCCGACAUCUUUCCUAAUACACAUACAACCGUUUGGGAGAUCUCAGCAGUGCUAGUAGCAUUGUGCCAAUCUGUCCAUUCUGUUCCAUUUGUACAUGUCCCUCUGUCUUUUGCAUCUGUACAUCUCUAUAUAUCAUUCAGCCUGUCACUUCUUCUGUCUAUAACAGUAGAUGUAUCUCUUAUUCUACCCCUCUAGAUACAGAUACGUCAAUAUCGUUGUUUUCUGUUAGUUUUCCUUAUUUGGUGUUUUGACUUAAUUUCUUAUAAUUUGGUGCCUUGUUUACUCUUCUGUCUGAUUCAUGUUGUCGGUGAUUUGUGUUAUGAAUUUUACAUUUGAAAGAACAUUGCACUACUAGCACCAAUGCAGCUAAUGUUUCUAUUGGUCCUGCCAACUGUUGUGACUACAUCGCCGCUAAGCGAAUAAGGCACUGGGUGCAGCCAUGCCACUUUCCUAUCAGGGGAGAAAGAGAGGGAAGACAGAGACGGGAGAAGAGAAGGUUACUACAAUAACACUGAAUGGGGUUUAUGCUAUAAAGACUGAUGCUGGAUACAAUUUUAAUGUCAUAACACAGAAAAAAAUGAAAUAAUCAAGAACUGUAUAAAAUAUAUUUCAAUGGAA
This is a messenger RNA of Oncorhynchus kisutch (coho salmon), 13467 nucleotides long. RefSeq names its product potassium voltage-gated channel, Shaw-related subfamily, member 3a (gene kcnc3a). NCBI's taxonomy places the organism in Eukaryota, Metazoa, Chordata, Actinopteri, Salmoniformes, Salmonidae. Gene Ontology annotation, biological process: action potential; protein homooligomerization; potassium ion transmembrane transport. Gene Ontology annotation, cellular component: dendrite membrane; postsynaptic membrane; neuronal cell body membrane. Gene Ontology annotation, molecular function: delayed rectifier potassium channel activity; protein binding. The transcript is spliced from 5 exons. The record is from RefSeq and is a predicted model, not a curated record. Bases 1 to 1929 code for a protein of 642 amino acids.